AUCGAAACUUACGCCUCGGCCGUGAAAGCAGCGCUGAAAUGAAACCAGGCGAGGCUAACAGGCCGUCUAGAACUGUUUUGUCAUAUUUUAUUGCACUUUAAAAGCAUCUCUAAUUCAAGAUGGAUUCUGCAAACUACGUAGCUAAGCUGAACGAACAUGCACAGAAAGAGCGGCUGACGCUGAACUAUGAGGAAGUCGGAUCUGUUGGACCCGACAACAUUAAAACGUUUACUUUAAAAGCUGUUGUUAAUGGAAAGGCCUACCCUGAAGGUGUGGGGAAGAACAAGAAAGAAGCCAAACAGAGUGCUGCUAAAAAUGCCUUGGAACUCUUGUUGGCCGAACCUUCAGUUUCUAAAGGAAGUGUUGCAGAAGCUUCUCCAUCCCGGGUUCAGCUGAAAACUAAUUACAUGUGUUGGCUCAAUGAAUAUGGGCAAAGUAAUCGGGUUAUCAUAAGAACUGUUGAGACAACUACGCUCGGAUCCAACAAUUUAACUCAGUGUUGUAGGUUUAUUGUUGGACAUAAGGAGUAUCCAGCUGCUUUUGGGAAAACAAAGAAGGAAGCCAAGGAGGAAGCUGCAAGGCUGGUGCAUCAUGAGAUAAUGGGCAAUGAAACUUUAGAUACUGGAGAUGAUCGAGACAGCUUCACAUCAAGUCUGCAUAGUGAGGAAGUUGUCUCAAGCGUCAAGGAGGCCAAACCGAAUCCGCUAAAAGAUCAGUCAGACUUGGACAGCAAGGUAUCUGGGUCUGAUGACAGCGCACAAGCCAAGCAGUCCCCUCCAACAAGCAUACAGGUUUCUGGUCAAACAAAAUCAGGCCUCAUGGCACCCAGCGCAAGCGAAUCAAUUGUUUUUAGGGAUUCAUCUAACCCUCCUAAAAAUCAGGUGAAAAGUCCAAUUGGGAAGCCUAAAAUAAAAAUUGCAGCACAUUUUCGUAAUGUCUGUGAGCAGAGCAAAGAGGAUGUGGUAAAUUUCAAAAACAACGACAGGGGAAAACCUCAGGAUGUAAAAACACCAACCCAGUCAGUUUCAAGUUUCAACAGGUUUACAACGGACUAUGACAACAUACAGCGACUCGAUAAAGGAUCCUUUGGUCGUGUUUUCAAGGCGAGACAUAAACUGGAGGGAAAAUAUUACGCUGUAAAGGUCGUACGUUACAGAGAAAAAACUCUGGAAGAGGUGAAGGUGUUGUCGGACCUGAAUCACUGUAACAUUGUUCGAUACCACUCCUGUUGGCUGGAGGACACAGCCUACCAGUGGGACACUUCUACUGACAGCAGCAGUGCUUCACAGUCUUCCGCUGACUUGUCUGCAAAGUUCCUCUACAUUCAGAUGGAGUUAUGUGAGAUUAAAACACUGAGGGUUUGGAUAGAUGAGAAAAACAUCCAGAACUCCAAAAAAUCCCUGAGAGACUUCAAGAGAAGAGAAGAAAGUCUGACCAUUGCACUGCAAAUGGUCAGCGGAGUUGAGCACAUUCACUCCAAAAAGCUAAUCCACAGAGACCUGAAGCCCGCUAACAUCAUGUUCAGCCGGAACGCCACAGUGAAGAUCGGAGACUUUGGUCUCGUCACGUCUGAGAUUGAAGAUGAUGAAGACAACCAGAAAGAGAGAAGAGGGUACAAAGGGACUCCAUCUUACAUGGCUCCUGAGCAGAGGGGCAGGAUGCUUUAUGACCGAAAGGUGGACAUAUUUGCCUUGGGGUUGAUAGUUUUUGAACUCCUUUGGAACAUAUCUACUGUCCACGAGAAGAAUGAGAUUUGGGACGAUGUCAGAAACCAGAAGCUUCCUCAAGGAUUUCUUUAUAACUUUUCCCAAGAGGGCCACAUGAUUAUGUCAAUGCUGUGUGAUAAAGCAGAAGAACGACCGGAAGCAAGUAAAAUAAAAACAGAUUUAGAAGAGUACAAAAAAUCACUUGCAGAGCUGAAAACCAAGCAGCGUGACAGUAAAACUGCCGACGCUGGAGCAGAGAACAGACAGAGAGAACCAGGCAGCGGUUUACUGCCUAUGAUAGACCUCAUGGACACUGGAAACCCCAUUUCCAAUCUCAACACCUAUGCACAGAAAGGCCGUCUGAAGCUGUUUUAUGAGGACCUUGGCAGUAGGGGCCCCGACCAUAAUAAAGAAUUCACUCAGAGAGUUGUCCUAGAUGGCAAACCCUAUCCCGUUGGUGUGGGAAAGAGCAAGCAGGAUGCCAAGCUAAAUGCUGCCCAAAAUGCCCUGAAAUGUCUGCGUAAGGACCCGCAUGAGGACACGGCAGGAAAUUCAGCUGAAUCUUUGUCACCUGUUAGUAAUUCCAAUAUCAACUACAUAUGUUGGCUUAAUCAGUACGGUCAAAGAAACAGGGUGAAUGUAACACCAGUAGAGAGAGCACGACCUGGACACCUUAAUGCAACUCAAUGGUGUAAGUUUAGAGUUGGUGACAAGGAAUACCCAGAAGCCUCGGGAAAAACAAAGAGAGAAGCUAAGGAGGAAGCUGCUAAGUCGGUGUAUGACAUUAUAAAUGCUGAUCAUUCUACGGAGGUUGGAGAUUCUGCAGUUCAGCAAAAUCAGACGUUAAAUAAAAACUUAAAUGAUGUCAGUACAAAGACAGAAAGUCUGAGUAUAAACUCAGAAGACAACAGCUGUGUGGGGACAAACUUCAUUGGACUUAUCAACCACUACUGUCAGAAGACAAAACUCUGUCAUACAUACAUAGAAGAAGGAAGAAGGGGACCUCCUCAUAAUCCACAAUUUUUUUACAAAUUAACAAUUGACAAGAAGGAAUACCCUGUUGCUGAGGGUAAGAGCACCAAGGAAGCUAAACAGAAUGCAGCUAAGCUGGCGUGGUCUGCACUUCUUGAACAGUCGGAUUACGACAGCAAGGUGUCUGUUAGAUCCACGGUGUCUGAAGAUGGAGCAUCAUCAUCACAAUCAGCCACACGGGACUCAUGUGAGCCAUCACAGCAGAGGAUGGAAACAAGUACAAGUGACUUUGUAAUGUUUGCUGAUCCCUCAAAUCCCUCCAAUGCCCAGAUUACCAGACCUACUGGACCUGGAGAAAAUGCUUCAUCACAAGAGUCUGCUGAGGCAUCACGGAGCGAGGCAAAACUUGGAGGGAAGAAAGAAAAGAACUAUGUGGAAAACAACAAAAUUAGAAACAAGAACACCCCAUCAUCCCUGUCAAGAUUCACAUCAGAGUUUGAAAUCCUUAAAUAUCUUGGUGGGGGAGGUUUUGGUCGUGUCUUUAAGGUAAACGAAAACCUGUUGGGCAAGGAUUAUGCCAUGAAGAUCGUUCCUGGAACACAAAAAGCUUUGCGAGAAGUGAUGGUGUUAUCAGAUCUCCAACACGAAAACAUCGUUAGAUACUACCACUGUUGGAUCGAGGAUUCAGAAGUGCAACAAGAGAAACUCCAAAAGAAACUAAAAGAUAUCAAAUGUGGACAGUACCUCUUCAUUAAAAUGGAAUUAUGUGACUCUGCAACACUCCGACAAUGGAUUGAUGAGCUGAAUGAGAAGGAACUACAACACUCCCAGAGAGGAGCAGAAAGUCUUCCUAUUGUACAGCAAAUAGUCAAUGGAGUUGAAUACAUUCAUUCCAACAACCUCAUUCACAGAGACCUUAAGCCUACCAACAUAAUGUUUGGAAAAGAUGGGAAGGUGAAGAUUGGGGACUUUGGUCUCGUCACUAUUGACAAAAGUGAAAACCUGAUGGACAGAACAGAAGGACCAGGAACCAAAGCCUACAUGGCUCCUGAACAAACAAGUAACAGAUAUGAUCGUAGAGUGGACAUGUUUGCUUUGGGGCUGAUCUUCUUUGAACUCCUUUGGAAAAUCUCAACUGGCCACGAAAGAUCAAUGAUUUGGACAGACACAAGAAACAAGAAGUUUCCCAAAGAGUUUUCCAAGGCGUUUCCCCUCAAGUUCCCAAUAAUCAAAUCUUGCCUGUGCAAUAACCCAGAAGAUCGACCUGAAGCAAGCAAACUGAAGGCAGUGCUGGAAAGAAACCAACAACAACAUAUGCACCUGGAAAAGCACAGUGUCUGACUGACAAAAAAUGAGUUUGUUUGGGCUGUAGGAGGAGAUGCUGUAUUUUCACAUAAUCUGUAAGAAAUGUUGACAACAUGCUGCAUCUUGAAGAAGUUUUUACCUUAAGCAAAUAAUGAAAAAUCACAUCAGCUCAGACAAUUGAGAAAACAAAACCCAAUAUAUUAUGAUUUUAAAAUGUGUCUUACAAUAAUGACAAUUUAAAAUAAUCAUGCUUCUUCUACGUUUUAGGUUAUUUUAACAGAUGAGGUUCUUGUUCUUUUCUGAAAAUCUUUCAGCAUUUUAAAAUCUCUUGAUAAUAUAAAUUGUUUGUCUUGAUUGAACCAUGGUCAUGCUGGAGGAAAAAAACAAAGACAGGCUUGUUGGGUAAGGAGCCAGAAAGCAGGCUGCAUUUUUUAUCAAACUGUUAUCCCUCUGAAACUUGCUUAUGCCCUAAUUAAGUUCAGCAACAUAAUGCUCUUUGUUGUAUAUAAAGUGAAACGACCAUUCAGAGGUUGCUCUUGUUUUUAAACUUUGUACAAAAAUACAUUCAAUGAAAAAUGUGUAAUGCUUAUAUUUUUUAUUUCAGCUUUUAUUUUUCUUAAUACAAUUUAUUCUGUUUUAACGACAGACUUGACUUCAGUCAGAAUCACUUUUUAGUAUGCUGCCAUUUUGUACUUUUGCUGUUUUAGUUGAAAUUAAACCGUUCGGCAGACGCUUCAUACCUGCUUAUCACAAAAGUCUACAAACCCAACCAACCUGUGAUUCUGAUCCAAAGCUCAAAAUUGGCAAACUUCAAUGAAUUUAUUAUAAAUAACAAUCCUACAGCAAAAUAAAGAUUUUUUUUUAAAAGUUCAUAAAAAAAUUGUUUUCACUGCUGUCCUAUGUGGCUUGACAUUAAGUAAGCUUGGUGGUGCAGUGCUGGUGGUGUACGGGGUCAAGCGUGCGACUCUUAUACAGAGGCUUUAGUCCUCGACAAGUCUGUCCCAGGUUCAAAACCUGGCCCUGGCGACAUUUGCUGUGCAUGUCUUCUCCUCUGUCAGUGCCCCCAUUGCCUGUCUAGCUACUGUCAAGUACCAGAAAAAAUAAAGGCCACUUGUGCUGCAAAAAAUCUCAAAAAAAACAAAAAGCAAGCUUGUAGUAAUUUGUUGGGACUAUGAAUAUAAUAAAAAACAUCAACGACAUUACAGGUGUGAGAAACUACUUUAAUUCCUGUUAAAUCUGAUGCAUCGUCAUAUGUAACCCUAAUAUUAGGACCAACAACACUGUUUUCCAUUUAACUGCUGAUAUUUGUAUUACAAGUAAUACUGAUGGGGAAAGUCUGUUACUGUCUUAUGCUUUUGACAUAAAAUGUAAUAAAAGUCUAAAAACAAA
This is a messenger RNA of Girardinichthys multiradiatus, 5372 nucleotides long. RefSeq lists its product as uncharacterized. Bases 120 to 4019 code for a protein of 1299 amino acids. Gene Ontology annotation, biological process: protein phosphorylation. Gene Ontology annotation, molecular function: ATP binding; protein kinase activity; double-stranded RNA binding. NCBI's taxonomy places the organism in Eukaryota, Metazoa, Chordata, Actinopteri, Cyprinodontiformes, Goodeidae. The record is from RefSeq and is a predicted model, not a curated record. The transcript is spliced from 36 exons.